Puntigrus tetrazona (Sumatra barb) is the source of this 1334-nucleotide messenger RNA. It is a transcript of the gene snai3, whose product is annotated as snail family zinc finger 3. The transcript has 3 exons. The record is from RefSeq and is a predicted model, not a curated record. Gene Ontology annotation, molecular function: DNA-binding transcription factor activity, RNA polymerase II-specific; RNA polymerase II cis-regulatory region sequence-specific DNA binding. The coding region runs from base 162 to 1034 and encodes 290 amino acids. Gene Ontology annotation, biological process: regulation of DNA-templated transcription. NCBI's taxonomy places the organism in Eukaryota, Metazoa, Chordata, Actinopteri, Cypriniformes, Cyprinidae.
UGCACCUGACUCUCUCUUCUCUGCUCGAGAAUGUGGCGCAAAGACAACCUCCAAGCAUCAGCUAUUUAUUCAAAGCACCGUCUCCCGCUUAAGACUCUGUGCUCGUGCGGACCUAACGCUGGACGGAUAGCAGUCAUUUCCUUUAAAAGACCCAAGAUACGAUGCCAAGGUCUUUCUUGGUGAAGAAACACCUCACUAACAAGAAGCCUGACUAUGGUGUGUUGGAUUCAAAAACACACGAGGUGAUUCACAUCGAGUCGUCAAGCUCCAAAUUGAAAAUACUUCAUCCCCAUGAGACUCUGUUUCCUGCGCCGUUUCUCGGGAGCUCGGCAUUGAGCCCUGCUCCGCGGAUGAACCCGAUCAAUUCAGGGAUCUGUGUGCCUCCACCCAAGCCGGCCCACCCGAGACCGCCCAUGGACGCCACAUUUCUGGGUAUCGCUUAUCCCUUACCUGUAACGCCCGGUCCCCUUCGAGACAUGCCGCCUGCGCUCCCAAUGCUGGAGUGUGCGAAACCACGGCCGUUUCAGCUGUCCCACAGAGAACCGCAGGACAGUGUCCCCGCGUCGCCUUUAGGACUGAGCACCACUGGCGACAGUCGGGAGCGCAGCGAUGAAUGCUUUGACUGCCAGAAAGCUUUCUUGACCUUAUCUAGUCUGGCCAACCAGAGGCAAAUUCACUGUCAGUGGCAAUGCCAAAAGUACUUUAGCUGCAAGUAUUGCGACAAGGAGUAUGUGAGUCUGGGGGCGCUGAAAAUGCACAUUCGGACACACACGCUGCCGUGCGUGUGUAAACUGUGUGGAAAGGCCUUUUCCAGGCCUUGGCUACUUCAGGGACACAUUCGCACACAUACAGGUGAAAAGCCAUUCUCCUGCCCCCACUGCAGUCGUGCAUUCGCUGACCGCUCAAACCUUCGGGCUCAUUUGCAAACCCACUCCGAGAUCAAGAAAUACCAGUGCAGAAGCUGCUUUAAAACCUUCUCCAGAAUAUCACUCCUGACAAAGCAUGAAGAGGCCGGGUGCUGCCCCAUGUCCUAAUAUGUAGGUCGUGGGUUGUCGGGGUAAGUUAUAGUGCCAAAGUUUGUCAAAUCAAAGUGCCUCACAAACUCAAGAGUCUGGUAUACUGAUACUGUAUGCUCUUUGAAAUAAAUGAACAAACUGUAAUCACAAUAUGCUGUACAAUGUGUGUGACCUUAGAAAGUUGUUACGAUGGUAGCUGUGAUUGGUUUUUCACGUUAUGGUUUUGUAAUAAAGACAUUUCAAAUCAAACAAUAAAAUAAUAUUUUUCUAAUAACGUGUCCUGUGCAGUAUAAUAUCAACAGGUGAAACAGCUUUGAA